AAAACAACGAAUUAAAAUGGAAGGCGUGAACGUGUCGACGCACCCGGAAGUUCCCGGAGAAGCAACCCACACCGGCACCGCCAUCCUCGAAACAGCCACCGCCGCCGUCCAGAGCUUCGGCCCCGUCAACAACAUCCACCACCACUUAUGCGCGUCAGCCUUCCCUCCAUCCAUUUUUCAUCCCUUCCCUAUUUCCACCAUAAAGAUUUUUUAAUUAUAUGAUUUGAAGUUUUAAACUAUCUCCAUAUAUGUACUUCCUAGAAUCAAAUUAAUUUAAUAAUUUGCAAUUUGAGAAAUUUAAUGUUGUUAUAGAUUGAUCGAUGGUGAAAGUCGUAUUCUCUUUCUUGAUUUAUAUACAUUCAGUAAUUACAUUAAACAAUCAUAGUCUUAACAUAUAAAUUAGAUACUACUACUAUACGUAUAUAGUACUCCCUCCGUCCCGAAAACAACUUCACGGUUGGACUUUCUGUAAAUUUGACUAAGUGGGAAGUUGUUUUCGGGACGGAGGGAGUAUUAAAAUAGAAAUGUUCUCAAUCUUGUACAAGUGAUUAUUUACAUGUUUUUUACACCAAUUUUACAUGUUUACAAAGUGAAUUCCUCUAAAUAAUGCAAAGUUUCAUACUCAAAUUAUUGCACAUUGUAUACCGACAAUCUGAGCCUGUAGAUUGACACAUUUACACGCUCAAACGUACACGAAGAACGGUUCAUAAAAAUUGUUAUACUAAAGAUUUUGUGAAUUAAAUCGCUCUCAAUAGCAUAUGCACAUUUGAUUUUAUUGGAUCAGGUUUCACUACUAUGGAGACGACAUGACGCGGCAAGUGGAGACGCACCACUACUGCGCGCACCUAAACGAGGAGUUCCGGCAGUGCCUGCUGUACGACCGGCCGGACGCGGACGGGAGGCUGAUCGGGGUAGAGUACAUGGUGUCGGAGGCGCUGUUCAUGACGCUGCCGGACGAGGAGAAGAAGCUGUGGCAUUCGCACGAGUUCGAGGUGAAGAGCGGGGUGCUGUUCAUGCCGGGGGUGCCCGGGCCGAUCGAGCGGAAGGACAUGGAGAAGGUGUGCAAAACGUACGGUAAGACCAUCCACUUUUGGCAGGUGGAUCGGGGCGAUGAGCUCCCCCUUGGAAUCCCUCAAAUCAUGAUGGCAAUUACUAGGGAUGGCCAGCUCUAUGAUAACCUCGCUCAAGGCGUUGGAUCAAGUUUCGUUGCAUUUGGAGUUGAUUUGAAGAAGUUAGAGUCCGGCAAUCGGCGUUAAAGAGACAAUCGGGAGGAGAUAGAGAGCAUUCAAGGAAGAAUUGAGAGAUUUGGAGGUCACCAGGUGAUUCACGGCGAAAUUUUGAAGAAGGAAGAGCAUUGGGAUCGACCUCGGAUGAGUCUGGACACAUUUGGAGCAAGAAAACGAGAAAACGGGGCGAAAAAGUCAGACGCACGGUCGUGCGUCUGGGACGCACGAUCGUGCGUCCAUUUUGAAUUCGCGUUGAAGCUUCUGCCUGCUACGCACGAUCGUGCGUAGGCAGGGACGCACGAUCGUGCGUAGCCCCGUGACACGCGCGGAAGUUUCCUAUUUCGGCCCAAAUUCGUUUUUUCACCUCUUUUUCUAUAAAUAAGGCCUCCCUAACCCUUUUUGGGGGUUACGAACAUUACGGAGAGGCCUAGGGACGAAUUUAACACCGUUUUUACGCUAUUUUCUUCCAAGACCCUGGGAUUAUUUGUAAGUUCAUCUUUUUAAUUAAUGACAAUUAUUUC
Messenger RNA from Cuscuta epithymum, 1747 nucleotides. The record is from the annotation of a GenBank genome assembly. Lineage: Eukaryota; Viridiplantae; Streptophyta; Magnoliopsida; Solanales; Convolvulaceae.